This is a messenger RNA of Vanessa atalanta (red admiral), 965 nucleotides long. RefSeq lists its product as uncharacterized. The record is from RefSeq and is a predicted model, not a curated record. The coding region runs from base 224 to 772 and encodes 182 amino acids. NCBI's taxonomy places the organism in Eukaryota, Metazoa, Arthropoda, Insecta, Lepidoptera, Nymphalidae. The transcript is spliced from 2 exons.
UUUUACUUUUUAAAUGUUUUAAACGACAAUUUAUAGACCAAUAAAAAUCCUGAUUACACACACACACACCUACUCGGUGUCUAGAACAGCAUUCAUGUUGUUUGAUGUUAUUGUUAUUGAAGUAAAACGUCAUUUUAUGGUGCAUUAUAAUCUUAUAGCUAAUUGUAACAAUUAUUUUUUUACUAAUAAUACAAUUAAUCUAUUAACGUAUAAAGUUUGGUAAAUGUCGAGUGAUAAUUAUCAAAUACAAAAUAUAUUAAGCUACACAAGAAAAUCCUACAAAAGUCGAAAUGGGAUGUCCUUAGAAGCGUUUACUAGUGCUAGAACUGAAGACGUAAAUGAAGAAUUGCUUGAAUCGCCAAGGAGCGAUAGGGUGACUGCAGAUACUGCAAGUUGUAGUUGCGAUUUAGAUACAGAAGUGGAAAUAGCUAACAUUCUUCACAAAAAAUGUCCUGUUAUAGCAUUAGCUCAACAGCAACUUCAACGGCUUCUGGACGAAACUGAUAAGUUACUUUGUGAUAAUACACGGUGUUGCAGGUCGAUCUAUGAUUAUUUCCUUUUAGGUAAGGAAGUAUUAUGGAAUCAAAAUAAAUGCCAAUGUACGCUUAUAAUCAUGAUAAUAUUCACAUUUAUCGUCGGCCUUAUACUUGGUGCUGCUUCGUGUGGAACGAACCUGCGGAAAUUCAAUAGCCCUCUUCUUACAUGCAUUGAUAACUAUUUUAUACCUGAAACUUAUUCAGCUCAUGACGAUUUAUUUAGUGCUAUUGUUUGAAAUAUCUGUAAGUCUUGUCGAAAUGUAAAAAAAAUUAACGAAUCUAACACAUAAAUUAAAAUUCCUAAUAUACACACAUAUGAAAUGUUUUUCAUUUUUUAAAGAGUUUUAUAAGAGAAAUGGACACUAGAUAUUGUACACAGAAUGCAAUUAAUACACUGCACUUUUUUAAAUCUUAACAAAAUUAUUUAUU